Molecule: messenger RNA, 1593 nt
Organism: Symbiodinium natans
Lineage: Eukaryota; Dinophyceae; Suessiales; Symbiodiniaceae
Source: the annotation of a GenBank genome assembly
AUGGAGGACGUCGGCCGGGACGAGCUAAUCCGAGGACAGCAGGAGCUUGCGUUGUUCAACUCGAUGAUGCCAGCGCCGGGAGCCGCAAUUCCCCCUUCGCAGGGAACCGGUCUGCGGAGACAACGAGAUCGCAACGACGAAAGCCCACAUGUCAUCCGCAAGGCCUUCCGACCCAAAGGGAAGGGCCCGUCAUAUCCACAGGACAGACGAACCUCCGCCAGUUUCUUGGAGGACUCAAGCAGCAGCGAUGCUCAGUUGGAAGUAGUGAAGAUGAUGGCCAGGCUCAGCGUACGCCAGGCCGACCAGCUGAGCAUCCUGAAGUUAGACACGACCUAUGUCUUGUUCCUCAAGACGCAAGGAGCAAUGUCGAUUACGAAGGAUCUAUGGGCAAUGGGGAAUCGGUGGCACGAACAGAAAGAACAAACUCCACAGGACAUCACGAUGCCGCUUCGCAACACCUUAUUCUCCUGCCUUCUGCGCUCGCUGGAUCUACGACUCCAGGCACUGCAAGAGAAGGAGGAUGCCCGGGUGCAAGCCAGGAGCUUGCACUUGCUUCAGGACCGGGAGGAUCACGUGUUGGCAUUCAACUAUAUGCAAUGGGACUCGCAGACCAGGCAGUACCUUGUGAAGAAGGACAGGGAGCCUCUUGCCCUGACCGAACUGAGGAGGGACAUUGCCACCAUGCAAGCCAAUCUGGCCCAUCCUCGGGUCGUCAACCGUUUUCACGCCAUGAGGAAGCUUACGGAAGACCUGAGUGGGGACGUCCUGCCGAUGCACUUGGAGAUCGGACUUCGCAGCCAAGUUGCCCAUCAGGUCUUCGACUGCCUGGACAAAUGGUGUCACAGCGGCGCCUUUCACUUGAUCUCAGCCACCCUUCGCCACGAACGCCUAGGCAGAGACGGUCUGGUCUCUUCGUUGGUGAAAGCUGUGGAUCGUCUGCCACUUGAGCAACAUGACGUUGCAGAACUACUUCUGCAUAUGAAGGACGGUGACCUGCUGGCUGCCGGCUGCUUCACUGGCAGCUGGCAAGCCAGACGCAUGGAACAUACUCUUCAAGUGCUUGACGGAGGACACGUCAGUCCCCUCUUCAUCGACGCUCCACUUGGAGCAGUCUCGACCUCAGGAGUGGCUGCCUCUGCAGCCACUGCAUCACCCUCUGCUGCAGAUGCCCGCCGUUGCACCCUGCAGACGCUUGUAGAUGCCUGGGCUUCUCAGGCCCAUCCGCAUGCGCUGUGUGAGCUGCCAGAAGUCUUGAUGCUACAGAUCAAUCGGUUCUGGGACCCUGCUUUCCCGCAGCAUAAGAAUUCACAACCCGUAAGCGCUGGCUGCACUGUCUCCUUGCCCCACUUCCUGCAACCAGACAGUCUUCAGACCUCCCUGGCCAGAUAUCAGGUUCGAGCGAUCUUGUUGCAUCAAGGAGCAUCCAAUGCCUCCGGACACUAUCGUGCUCUGACGCUGUCACCUGAAGGUGUAGCGUGGUUGCACGACGAUGGUGCUUCAGCUGUGAACGUUACAAUCAAACAGAGAGCCGAAUUAGACAAGCAAUCAUAUGUUUUCUUCUGCACGCUGAUAGAGGCCUCUCUCUCUCCGUAG